Messenger RNA from Cherax quadricarinatus, 5619 nucleotides. It is a transcript of the gene Cth, whose product is annotated as Cystathionine gamma-lyase. Gene Ontology annotation, biological process: transsulfuration. NCBI's taxonomy places the organism in Eukaryota, Metazoa, Arthropoda, Malacostraca, Decapoda, Parastacidae. Gene Ontology annotation, cellular component: cytoplasm. Gene Ontology annotation, molecular function: carbon-sulfur lyase activity; pyridoxal phosphate binding. The record is from RefSeq and is a predicted model, not a curated record.
CGGUGGAGGUUUUUGACUAAUGGAGAGGAAGGCUCGGCCGGUCUUGUUGAAUAAUCCCAAUAUCUCGUAUCUUCCACAUGUUAGAUAACUUGGCCAUCACUUGCACCCCAGCGGUUGUCUGCUGAGCUGGUCCACAUUUAACUGAGACCCCUCGUCAAGAUACGUUUCUGGACAGAAACUGCGAAUCUGCCUCUUAUUCCCGGCGGGGUUGAGACAUUUCGACGCGUUUCCUUACACCCGUUGUUCUGUUCACCUAGCAGCAGACUGUGUUGCAUCUUGAGGAAUAAUGGAAGAUUUGGGAUAUAAGAAGAAUGACCCUUCCUUCUCUACUCGUGCCAUUCAUGAAGGAAAUGAGCCUGAGCAGUGGAAUGAUUUAGCUGCUGUUCCACCAAUUUCCUUGUCAACAACUUUUAAGCAAAAUGGCCCAGCUGAAUUUAAACUCUUUGAGUAUGGUCGUUCAGGGAAUUCAACCAGGCAGUGCCUUCAAAAGUGUCUGGCAGCGACUGAAAAUGCUAAAUAUGGUUUAGUAUUUGCUUCUGGUUUGGCUGCUACCACCACUAUAACACACACACUAUCUGCUGGUGACCAUGUUAUAUCUAUGGACGACCUUUACGGCGGCACCAACAGAUACUUCAGCCGUGUAGCCUCAAGGAUGGGAAUUCAAGUUGAAUUUGUUGAUGCUGUUGAUCCCAAGAAUGUGGAAGCAGCAUUGAAACCCAAUACAAAAAUGGUUUGGCUUGAAACUCCAACCAAUCCUACAUUGAAGAUUGUUGAUAUUGCUGCUGUAUCAGCUAUUGUGAAAAAUCAUGGAGCAUUCGUGGUUGUGGACAAUACAUUUAUGUCUCCAUACUUUCAGCGACCUCUUGAACUUGGAGCAGAUUUGGUGAUGCACUCUGCAACAAAGUAUAUAAAUGGGCAUACAGAUGUCAUUAUGGGAGCUGUCUGCACAAAUCGGGAUGACCUAUAUGAGCAACUUCUCUUUCUACAAAAUGCUAUUGGACCUGUUCCUUCUCCAUUUGAUUGUUACUUGGUGAACCGAUCACUGAAAACCUUGGCAUUGAGAAUGGAACAACACAUGAAGAAUGGUUUGGCAGUUGCCAAGUUUUUAGAGAAUCAUCCAUGUGUGGAGAAGGUCAUACAUCCAGGUUUACCAUCACACCCUCAGCAUGAGUUAUCUAAGCGUCAGUCCUAUGGCCAGUCGGGUAUGUUUAGCUUCUACAUAAAGGGAAAUGAUCUGAAAACCUCGAAGAGUUUCUUCCAGCAGUUGAAGGUGUUCACCCUCGCCGAGAGUUUGGGAGGAUACGAGUCGCUCUGUGAACUUCCGUCUGUGAUGACCCAUGCAUCUGUGCCAAAAGAGACUAGGGACAAGCUGGGUAUCACAGAUGGACUUAUACGUGUGUCAUGUGGUUUAGAGAAUGCUGAUGACCUAAUAAAUGACCUUGAUCAAGCACUUCGGAAGGUGGUCCAUGUUUAAGGCUAGCAGUGCUAGUCUCAAGUACCUUAGAAGUGGCAGAGAGCAGGACUUCAGUAUCUGAACACUGACUUGCUCUUAACAGCAGGAAAUUCCUACUGAAAAGUAUCACAUUGAUAGAAAAUUCUGCAUCUCGCUGUUUGAAAUAUUUACAGCCAAAACAUUUUUAUUUAAUGAUAUGACAUGGUGUAGUUUACAAAGUGACAUUUUAUUGAACAUUUAUAGAAACAUACCUUAACAGUUGCUAUUAAGUUAUUUUGCAUAGUGACUAGAGUGCAGAAAACACAAUAGUGACUAGGGUGCAGAAAACACAGCUCAGUAUUAACUAAUCUUUUUAUAAAACUUUCAAAAGCAGUGUAAUUGUUGAACAAGUCCUAAAUUUGAGAUUGUUUUGAGGAUCCAGAAAUCAUUAAUUUUUAAGUACAGUAGAACCUUUAUAUUUGCAAAGAUAAAUUCAUGAGAUCAAAGUGAAUAACAAAUAAGCACACAACAUGCAUAACUGUUAGUUUAAUGUUGACAAAAUUAUUUUAAAUAAGUGAUGCAAGGGGAUUAAAAAUAUACAAGAGUGCUACUUUCUUGAAUAUACUUAUGAUCUUUAUCACCAGUCAAGACUACUUAUCAUGAUAGAGAUAAUAGCUUAUUAUGGGAUUAGUAAAUUCUGACUGACCUUAUAAACACCUCACACUUCAUAGUUUCAUAGCUUAGUGCUAUUGUAUGAACAUAAUGCAGUGAUGUAGGUUGGUAGACAGCAGCUGCCCAGGGAGGUACUACCAUCCUGCCAAGUGAGUGUAAAAUGGAACCUUGUAAUGGUUUUACAUGAUGGUAGGGUUGAUGGUGUCUUUUUUCUGUCUCAUAAACCUGGAAGAUUUCAGGUACGUCUUGCUACUUCUACUUACUUAGGUCACACUACUAUUUCAUGUACAAGCAUAUUUAUAAUAUAUAUACACACACACACACACACACACUCCUCUGUAUUUUCUUACUAGUUCUUGUUCUGGUUUAUUUCCUCUUAUCUCCAUGGGGAAGUGGAAUAGAUUCUUCCUCAUUAAGCCAUGCAUGUCAUAAGAGGUGGCUAAAAUGCUAGGAACAAGGGGCUAGUAACCCUUUCUCCUGUGUGCAUUACUAAAGUUAAAAAGAGAAACUUUUGUUUGUCUUUUUGGGUCACCUUGUCUCGGAGGGAUAUGGCCGGUUUGUCGAAAGAAGAAUGCUUUAAUAUAGUACAGUGCCUGCACUCUUAAGGGGAGGAAUAGGGAUGUAGUUCAGAUGGUCCCUUGAAUUAUGAUGUCUGCAUACUUUUAAAACGGCUAUUGAAUGAUUAAAAGUGAAUAUUCUUGUUUUCAUAAACAAGCAUGUCUUGCUACUUCUGCUUCCACUUCGGUCACACUACACAUGCAUGUGCAAAUGUAUAUAUUUACACACCCAUCUGGGUUUUCUUCUAUUUUCUUAAUACAUAGUUCUUGUUCUUUAUUUCCUUUUAUAUCCAUUGGGACGUGGAAAAGAAUUCUUCCUCCAUAAGCCAUGCGUGUUGUAAUAGGUGACUAUAAUGCUGAAAGCAAGGGGCUUACCUGGAGUUUACCUGGAGAGAGUUCCGGGGGUCAACGCCCCCGCGGCCCGGUCUGUGACCAGGCCUCCUUAGGUCAGUGUCCCAGGAUGCGACCCACACCAGUCGACUAACACCCAGGUACCCAUUUUACUGAUGGGGAACAUAGACAACAGGUGGAAAGAAACACGUCCAAUGUUUCUACUCUGGCUGGGAAUCGAACCCAGACCCUCACCGUUUGAAGCGAGAGCGUUAACCACCAGGCCACCAGAGUCCUAGUAACCGCUUCUGUAUGAAUUACUAAAUUUAAAAAGAAAAACAAUCGUUUUUCUUUUAAAAAGAAAAACAUUUGUUUUUCUUUUUAGGUCACUCCCCUCUCUAGAUAUACCCUGGCUUGGUGGGAUAAGGCCAGUUUGUUGAAAAAAAAAAAAAAUUGGGGGGGUCACUGCCCUGGUGGGAGAUGACCAGCAUGUACAAAAAAAAAAAAUUGCCUUGAUAUUAUACAUCCCUUUUGUGAUAUGACCCUUGUAGGUUUAGCACGUCUUUUUGAUUAUAAUAAUAUACUCCCCUUUGUAUUUGCCUCGUGUCAGUUGUCUCCCUCUCACCUAGCAGUUAUUUUUUCUUUCACUGGUCCAUGAACAUGUAGUGUUGCUAUUAGUAAUUGUGCAAUUGACAUAGUAAAAAAAAUACCGAAGUUUUACUGCAGUUACUUGUCAUUUGUUACGGUUACCUAUUGUCUCUCUUCCCCUCCCUUCUUUCCUUCUUCCUCCUGCUCAUCUCCCUCUUACCCUUCUGCCUCAUUUUCUGUUUUUUUACCCAUUUUUUUUAUCCUUCCUUUUCUUAAUGGCCUCAUAUUUCUUAUCCCUCUUUUUCUUUCUCUUGUCUCCUUUGUCUUAUUCCUCUUUUUCUUAUCUUCCACAUCCUAUCCCUUCUCUCCUUCAUUUUUCCCAUCUUUUAUUUAUUUUUUUUUUUUUUUUUUUUUUUUUUUUUUUUUUCAACAAGUCGGUCGUCUCCCACCGAGGCAGGGUGACCCAAAAAAAAGAAAGAAAAUCCCCAAAAAGAAAAUACUUUCAUCAUCAUUCAACACUUUCACCACACUCACACAUUAUCACUGCUUUUGCAGAGGUGCUCAGAAUAUAACAGUUUAGAAGCAUAUACGUAUAGAGAUACACAACAUAUCCCUCCAAACUGCCAAUAUCCCAAACCCCUCCUUUAAAGUGCAGGCAUUGUACUUCCCAUUUCCAGGACUCAAGUCCGACUAUAUGAAAAUAACCGGUUUCCCUGAAUCCCUUCACUAAAUAUUACCCUGCUCACACUCCAACAGAUCGUCAGGUCCCAAGUAUCAUUCGUCUCCAUUCACUCCUAUCUAACACGCUCAUGCACGCUUGCUGGAAGUCCAAGCCCCUCACCCACAAAACCUCCUUUACCCCCUCUUUCCAACCCUUUCGAGGACGACCCCUACCCCUCUUUCCUUCCCCUAUAUUAUGAUCAUUGUUAUUUAAAGAUUUCUAUUUAUUAAAACUUCAGUAACUGCAUAUUUUUUGAAGUAAAGUACAGUAUGUACAUUAAUAUUUUUAACAAAGAUAAAAAAGUAACUAAUUGUAACUAAUUAUUCUUUUAAAUGAAAAUGUGAUGGAAUAAAUUAUUAAAUUUUAAGUAUGACUCGGUCAUCCCUGUCUCCUCAACCUUUUUUAUUUAUUUUUCAAAUAUGGUUGCUAUACAUCAAUCUUCAGAGAAAAAAAAAAACAUCCAGUAGAUUGAAUGAUGAUGGGGUGACAAUACCUUUAACAUGAGUAAUUGUUAUAAACUUCAUUUUUAUCUUAUUUAAUUACACUGACUGGAAGCAUGGCUCCUAAACAAAUUGGUAAUGACGAUAGCUCAAACAUUUUGAGUUUUGUUAUCACUUAAGAAAACUGUCAUGUCCUACCAGCAAUAUAAAGCCAAGCCUGACAGGGGGGGGGGGGGGGGCAGUGUGUCUGCCUCACUGAUAGACCGAUGAUUGGCUUCCACCACUGUGUGCUAAGUGAUGACCCACUUUUGUAUAAUACUUCAUAUUAAUACAGAGGGUAAUAAUCAUUCAUGAUACAUAGAGGGAUCCACAUCAUAAAUGGUCAAAUUGUUUCAUACAAAUGUGUCUGCAAUUCACUGAAACUGCAAAUAUUUAUAUAAAAAGGAUGGAGGGCAAAGAUUUAGGAAAGGAGGGAGGAAGCCAGUCAUUUUUCUUCUGUAAAGGAUAUAUUUCAAAAGUUUAAUAAGAAAUAAUGCCUAAAUACAAAGGUUGCCAGGGAAAUUUAAUAAUUUCAACAAUGAAUACUUUAUUAGUAACUUUCAGGGCAAGUUUUAUACGACUCGCUGUUAAUACAUUAUAGUAAUACCUAAGAUCGACGUUAAAAAAACUGGGUAAUCACUGCAGUGCUGUAUGAAUCACACAUUUGGUACUUGAUUUUAAUAUAAUAACUUCGGCAAUUACUAGCUUGUAAUUUUGAGUUUGCAGAAAUGUUUUCCUUGGUCAGAACUUCUAACAAUUAAAAUCAUGUAAUGCAGGGAAAUUACAGCAAUAUAAGGCUGGUAUCUGUAUUAUGAGUGCUGAAAUAAAUGCAUCAGUAUU